Molecule: messenger RNA, 1319 nt
Organism: Ixodes scapularis (black-legged tick)
Lineage: Eukaryota; Metazoa; Arthropoda; Arachnida; Ixodida; Ixodidae
Product: glycine-rich protein DOT1-like
Exons: 3
Coding region: 1-1140 (379 amino acids)
Source: RefSeq, a predicted model, not a curated record
AUGAACGCCUUUAUCAUCGUUUUCUCAUCUCUUGCGGCGUGCGCAUCUGCCGGUGCUAUUCAUGGUCUCGGCGGCCUUGGAGGCCUUGGGGGCCUGGGUGGCUAUGGUGUCAGCUACGGUGGCCUCGGCGGACUUGGUGGACUAGGUUUUGGCGGCUACGGUCUGAGCGGUCUGGGUGGUGGUCUCAGUGGCCUCGGCGGAAGUAUCAUCAAAUCUGGCAGCGCUCUGGGUGCCCUGACGGCCCAGCCAGUGGCCACCGUGGGCCUUCUCAAGCAGCCUGUGGUACACUACGGCGUUGUUGCCAAGCCCGUAGUCAGCUACGUAGCCCAGCCUUUCGCAACUGUAACCCAGCAAGUUAGGCCGUUCGUCAGCGUGCAUGGUGGCAACGUCGGCGGAGGCCUUGGUGGUAACUUCGGCGGCGGAAGCCUCGGUGGCCUCGGCGGUGGUAUUGGCGGUGGCAACGGCGGUGGCCAUGGCGGUGGCCAUGGCGGUGGAAACGGUGACAGCAACGGCGGUGGUUCCCACAGUGGCAAUCUCGAGGCCUAUGGAGGUGGCAUCGACGGUGGUUUCCAAGGUGGCAGUGGCGGUGGUUACCGCGGUGGAAACCUUGGGGGUUAUGGCGGUGGCCACGGUGGUGGUUUUCGCGGUGGGAAUCACGGCGGUUAUGGCGGUGGCAACGGUGGUGGCUUCCGUGGUGGCAACCUUGGGGGUUAUGGUGGUGGCAACGGCGGUGGAUUCCGCGGUGGCAAUCUCGGGGGUUAUGGUGGUGGCAACGGCGGUGGUUUCCGCGGUGGCAAUCUUGGGGGUUAUGGCGGUGGCAACGGCGGUGGUUUCCGCGGUGGCAAUCUUGGUGGUUAUGGCGGUGGCAACGGCGGUGGUUUCCGCGGUGGCAAUCUUGGGGGUUAUGGCGGUGGCAACGGCGGUGGUUUCCGUGGGGCAGGAUAUGGGGGUGGCGGCCUUGGUAAUGGCGCCGGCCUCGGCGUUGGCGGAAUUGGCCACGCAGCUGCCCUCAGUGCCGCUGGCAUUGGUAACGGUGCGGCCCUUGGGGCAUCUGGUCUUGGUCAUGGAGCCGCGCUUGGUGGUGCUGGCCUCGGCGGUCUCGGAGGCCUUGGAGGUAUCGGAGGCAAGAUCUGGAAAUAAGAGAUUUGCAGAAUUAUUUGUUACCGAGUGCGUCGAUGUGGACUGGAUUUCUUGACGUGCUAGAGGGUAUGGAUUUGAUGUUCAAUGUACAAACGGCGUGCCAUCUUUUUGUUGACGUAUAUGUCGUCCCUUAUAUUCUGUAUUAUAGUACACCUUAAAUAAACUGUCGAUUCCUGUAA